CCACCUCGUCCCCAUGCUUCACCCGCACGCUAUCCAGAUCGUCAAACGCCGUGUCCACGUACCCCUUCGCGCCGGGGAUGAACGCCGCGUAGCUCUGCGUCGUCGCGCGCAGCCACUCGAGUGCUUCGUUGGGCUCCGGCGCUGCCUCUUGCAGCUUGGUUUUCGUUGAGGCGAGUGACGUGGAGAUGGAGUUGGAGGUCGAGACGAGGUUUUUGGCGCCAGAGAAGUGGUACCAGGCGUACCCGCCCGCGAAGACGAGGCCGCCGCCGGCGAGGCCGCCGACCAGGGCGCCGCUGGAGGAGCUGGCGGGGGCGGAGGUGGGGGUAGUGUGGUUGGGGUUGGGGAUGCCGGUGGAUUGGAACUGCUUUUGCGUGGUUGGGCGGAUUUGGGGCGUGCGGCGGGAGAGGAGGCGGGCGGAGCGCGCGGCUGUUCUUGUGGCGAGCAUGAUGGGGGCGGUUGGUGUGGUUGGGGGAGUUUGGGGAGAGAAAUUGAGGACGUUGAGGAGGUAUGAGUUCAGUAGACUCGAAGUAAGGUUCAAUUGAAAGUGAGAAAGUUGGAACUUAGUGAAGAGUUCAUGAAUUGGAAUGAAAACGAAGAAGGAG
Molecule: messenger RNA, 602 nt
Organism: Mytilinidion resinicola
Lineage: Eukaryota; Fungi; Ascomycota; Dothideomycetes; Mytilinidiales; Mytilinidiaceae
Exons: 1
Coding region: 186-542 (118 amino acids)
Source: RefSeq, a predicted model, not a curated record